GUUAGUAGCACAGAGACAGUCACAGGCACAGACGGCUGCUGCAAAAGCUUCAGGCUUUUCCGACCCGCCUGCACUCUGUACUCAAUGGACAAGCUCCGGCCAAUGCCAUUCAUGGCGCGUCCAUCACUUCUCUGUAAGCCAAUGCUGCGUUGGAUAGAAGCGAUUGGCCCUUUCAGGCUAUAUAUACUGGAUUCAUGGCUGGGAAAUGCUCCGUGUUUUUCAAGUUUUUGGUUCCUGGGUUCAACAAACGACUUACAAUAUUGAUGUUGAACAUAUUGGCACACAAUCUCCAACUAAAAGUUUUGUCAGUGGGAGUGUUCAAAAGAUUGGUAUCUCAAAUGAUCAUCUAUGAGACUUUUGAUUCAAUCAAUCAGUGGGAGGAAAAGUCACUUCCAGUAGCUUUCUGUAGUUCUCUGAGUGAAAAGAAACUGGAUAAAGCAGUUAUUAAAAGCUGCUUGGGAUCUUGGUGUGUGAGACUUAGCAGGAGUGUUGAUGGAGUACUUUCUUUCGAAGAAGGUUGGGAAGUUUUUGUGAACCAUCACGGCCUGAACCUUGGAGAAAUGGUAGUAUUUGAACACAAAGGCAAAAUGGUGUUCAAUGCGGUUGCCUAUGAGUCACUUGGUAAUGAGAAAGAGUAUGAACUGCAGAGCGACAAGCACCCGCAUGAUUACAAAGGAAAAAGAACCUUAAAAGGAACUGCAUCCUCAACCCCAAGGACUCUGUUCAGUACCACGAUGAGUAAAUCCCAUGGGAAUCCUCUUCAUGCUUAUAUGACUAUUCCUGCGAAAUUUGCAAGAACAAAUGGCAUUGUGGCCGCAUCCAGAAUCAUUCUCAAAGACCCGUCUGGAAGAUCAUGGCCGCUGAUCAUAAGUAAGUGGGAAAGAAUGGGCAGGCGUAGUCAUCGUAUAGCUGCUAGAAAAGGAUGGUACAAGUUUUAUGAAGCCAACAAGCUCAAAAAUGGGGAUGUCUGCAUAUUCAACCUCAAACCAGUAUCAUCUAAGUCAGGUUCAAAAUCAACACGUGUCUUGGAAGUCCAGAUAACCCGAUGUGGAUCCUAGUCCAUUUGGUCAAUUUGUUGUUGUCUUUCAGAUUUUGAACAAAGAGUAUCAAGCCAGAAGAAUGUAACUUUGAUGGCUGAAACCUCCUUUAUGCUACUUUUGAAAUUGUAAUUCGGAUUUCUGUGAACGGUUGAGUACUAAUUAUUAUUCUACUAUGAUAUUUUUAUUU
Molecule: messenger RNA, 1227 nt
Organism: Prunus avium (sweet cherry)
Lineage: Eukaryota; Viridiplantae; Streptophyta; Magnoliopsida; Rosales; Rosaceae
Product: B3 domain-containing protein REM8-like
Molecular function (GO): DNA binding
Source: RefSeq, a predicted model, not a curated record